Messenger RNA from Exaiptasia diaphana, 377 nucleotides. RefSeq lists its product as uncharacterized. The transcript has a single exon. The annotation marks the transcript as partial. Gene Ontology annotation, biological process: phosphorelay signal transduction system. The record is from RefSeq and is a predicted model, not a curated record. Lineage: Eukaryota; Metazoa; Cnidaria; Anthozoa; Actiniaria; Aiptasiidae.
AUGUCGACGCCAUCCCACUCUCCCACCGGCGAACGGACGAUCAGCGUGGCGAUCGUCGACGACGAUUCCGGAGUGCGCGAAGGUUUGGCUUAUCUAAUCGGCGGUAGUCCGGGACUCGCCUGCGUCGGCACCUAUCCCACCGCCGAAGCGUUCCUCGCCGCGCCCCGGACACCGGACGUGGUCUUGAUGGACAUCGACCUGCCGGGUUUGAACGGCAUCGAAGCCGUGCGACGGCUGAAACAAAACCCAAGCCCACCCCUGGCGAUCAUGCUCACCGUCUACGAAGACGACGAGCAGAUCUUCGACAGCUUGCGGGCCGGGGCUUGCGGUUAUCUGCUCAAAACCACCCCACCGGCCGAGCUGGUGGAAGCCAUCAC